Molecule: messenger RNA, 1152 nt
Organism: Ascochyta rabiei
Lineage: Eukaryota; Fungi; Ascomycota; Dothideomycetes; Pleosporales; Didymellaceae
Product: Protein S-acyltransferase
Exons: 2
Coding region: 1-1152 (383 amino acids)
Biological process (GO): peptidyl-L-cysteine S-palmitoylation; protein targeting to membrane
Cellular component (GO): endoplasmic reticulum; Golgi apparatus
Molecular function (GO): protein-cysteine S-palmitoyltransferase activity
Source: RefSeq, a predicted model, not a curated record
AUGGCGCCCCCGGUAGCCCCAGCAGCGGGCGCAACAAAGGCCGACGUGCGCGACCAGUCUGCCCUCGAGCAGCGCCUGGGACAAUCGACAUCGGUAAUCAUGCCCCUACUCGAGUUCGGCGCAAUAGGCUACGUGACCUGGGUUCUUGUAUACCAGAUAUGCAUAGAGUACCUGAUCGAUCCCUCCGCCGAAUUCCGCCACGACUUCAACAUUCAGCCUCGACGCGCCACCGGCAUCGCUCUUAUCGUCGUAUACGCCGUGCUCCUUCUCCUACUUCUUAUACCAUGGCUGCGCCUUCUACAGGUCAUAUGGUCGAGACCGGACCUCACGCCUUUAGGGGAUGUGUCGCUAGAGAAAAAAGAAGUCACGACCACGUGGCUUGGCGAAUACGACGCGUACAUUUGUGACUACGAAGGCAUGCCUUUAUGGUGUGAUAAGUGCCACAAUUGGAAGCCAGAUAGAACGCAUCACUGCAAGGAGCUGGGUCGCUGUGUACGCAAAAUGGAUCACUACUGUCCCUGGGCCGGCGGUAUCAUUGCAGAGACCACGCACAAGUUUUUUAUGCAGUUUGUCUCUUUUGGGGCCUUGUACACAGCCUACGCGUGGAUCGUGAGUGCGGUAUUUUUGGGCGAGCGGAUUGCAAAGACUGGCUCACGCCCGGGCACCUGGAUAGGUGUGAUCGCUGUCGCAGUUUUGUUCUGCAUUUUCACCUUCACCAUGAGCUGCAUGACUGGCUGGAAUCUUUGUAUCAACUACACGUCUGUGGAAGGCAUCCAGCGAGGCGGCGUUCAGAAUAUCGCCUUCCUAAUCGCUACUCCAGAACGAUCAAGCCUCCCAUCAACACUCUCUUCAAAAGACAAAUCGCAAGACCACGACGAUUGGUCCGUUUUGACCACCAUUCAACGCGGUACAGGACGCACCUACGUUGUCAUGCAGACCAAGCCCCACGAGCAUCCCUGGUACACUAGCCUCAUGAUGGGCUGGAAAGACGUCAUGGGCAAUAACAUUCUCGACUGGUUGACGCCCAUCAAGCACAGCCCGAAUACACACAAAAGUAAUCGAGGCGAGUUUGAGUGGGGCGAGCUGGUCUACGAUAUGGCGAGGCAGUACGAAGCACACAAUCCCGGCGUGAAGUUAGCACUUCUUUAUUGA